AUGGAGGUUUCCAGAGCAGAAGGCGACCCUGAAUUCUCAGAUAUCGAAAAGGCGAAUGCCACCGAAGCACAUGCACCGUUACAAAGAAACUUAAAAAAUCGUCACAUCCAAAUGAUUGCCAUUGGCGGUGCAGCACUCAGCAGCGGUGGACCUGCGUCGUUGCUUAUCUGUUACUUUCUUAUUAGUACCAUGAUAUUCACGACAAUUCAGGCAUUAGGAGAGUUGGCAGUGACCUUCCCCAUUGCCGGGUCUUUCCUCUCUCUUAACACACGAUUUCUUUCCCCAGCUUGGGGGUUCUGCAUGGCGUGGAACUAUCUUCUACAGUGGUUGAUUGCGUUACCGUUGGAGUUGGUGGCAUGCGCCAUGACCAUGAAAUUCUGGAAUGACGAUGUUAACCCUGCAGUAUGGGUCGCAAUUUACUUCAGCAUGAUUGUGCUUGUGAACCUCUUUGGGGUGAAGGGGUAUGCGGAGGUGGAGUUUUGCUUUUCCACAAUCAAGAUUAUCGCUGUCAUCGGGUUCUGCAUCUUGGGUGUUGUAAUCAACUGCGGCGGCGGCGAGUCAAGGUCAGGUUACAUCGGUGGCCGUUUCUGGCAUGACCCGGGAGCGUUCAACAACGGCUUCAACGGCUUCUGCUCUGUAUUUGUCACUGCAGCCUUCUCCUUCUCGGGAACGGAGCUUACACUCCCCUCAGCCACGAAGCAGGUGUUCUGGCGCAUUACCAUCUUCUACAUGAUGUCUCUCACCAUCAUUGGCUUGUUGGUGCCGUACAACGACCCCCGGUUGAUCGGGAAUUCCGACGGGGCAGAGGCUUCGCCGUUUGUCAUUGCUGUGAGAAACGCCGGAAUCAAGGUCGUUCCGUCGAUCAUGAACGCCGUCAUUUUGAUUGCCGUGCUCUCCGUUGCGAACUCGUCUGUCUUCGCCACGUCAAGAACAUUUGCUACCUUGGCAAACCAGGGCUUCAUUCCCUCCGUGUUCGGGUACAUCGACCGCCGGGGGAGACCCUUGGUGGGGAUUCUCGUUGCUUCGUUAUUUGGCUUGCUCGGCUUUCUUGCCGCCUCGGCAAAGCAGGCUGAGGUCUUCUCCUGGCUGAUGGCCUUGUCGGGUCUCUCAUCCAUUUUCACAUGGCUGUCCAUCUGCCUAGUUCACAUCCGCUUCAGAGAGGCCUUGAAGGCACGCGGACGCGACACAGGCGAGUUGGUCUUUACAUCCAUGUGUGGAGUCUACGGUAGUUGGUGGGGGGUCGUGCUUAACGUCGUGAUCCUGAUCUUCGAAAUCUGGACGGGGCUCUUUCCCCGCGGAUUCCGGCCGCCCGAUGCCGGAGUCGCCGCUUCCGGCGCCGGCAGCGCAAGCGGCGUCGAUGUUGUCCACUUCUUCAAGAUCAACUUGAAUCUUUUCUGUCUUGUCGCCAUGCUUGCCGUCUACGUCAUGUGGAAGGGCCGCCGCAGCGUUUUCUACGUGCGCAUCGAGGACAUCGAUGUUGACGCCGGUCGUCGGGCAGAGGACCUCGACGAGUUGAGGGCCACCAUCGAGGCUGAGCGCCAGCAGCUUGCACGCCGUCCAUGGUACUACCGUUUGUACAAGACCUGGUGCUGA
Pichia membranifaciens NRRL Y-2026 is the source of this 1593-nucleotide messenger RNA. RefSeq lists its product as hypothetical. NCBI's taxonomy places the organism in Eukaryota, Fungi, Ascomycota, Pichiomycetes, Pichiales, Pichiaceae. Gene Ontology annotation, biological process: amino acid transmembrane transport. Gene Ontology annotation, cellular component: membrane. Gene Ontology annotation, molecular function: amino acid transmembrane transporter activity. The coding region runs from base 1 to 1593 and encodes 530 amino acids. The transcript has 3 exons. The record is from RefSeq and is a predicted model, not a curated record.